CGAAGCGGAAAUCGCUCGCGCCCGGUCGAGGGACUGCCCGCUUAGAGGAAGAUGCCUGCCAAUGUUCUGGGCGUGUGCGCUUGAAGCGCUUGCAAGUGAGUGACUGCCUUGGGUGGGGCGCGGGGGCGGGGGAGAGGCUGGGGAAUGGGAGAGAGGCGCCCGCAAAAGAACCCGAAAGGGAUAGAAGGAAAAGGAUCGGGCCACAAGCAGGCGGUUUCCCGCUAACUGCCCGGUGCUCCGUCCUCCAGCUCUCGAGGUUGGCGAAGCGUCUCCUCCUCGCGCUGCUGCUUUGCAAUUUCCCCGAUCUCGACCGGCUCGCUUGCUGAGCCAAUUCCCUGGCACAUUUCUGUAGGGCAAGUUAAAUAGGUUUUUCGUUAUUCUCUACGAAAAGAACUCCACACACACUUAUGCUAGCACUUGGAAAUUAGACCGAAAACACAAGCUGGAAAUUAAGCCUGUAAUCCUAAGUAUGAUUGCUUGAAAUUUAACUCCCAUCAAAAUCCAUAUCACAUAUUUCAGAGAAUGUUCCUUAGGUUCGGAGCAUUAAUGUCAGACCAUUGUUCCAUCUAUCACAAGAUCUUCUGCACUGACUGGUAGCAAUCCCCUCCCCACUCCAGCCCUACCUGGAUAGGACAGGGUUUGAACUUGGGACAUUCUGUAUACAGAGCUCCUCUUAUUAUUUGGUGAUAACUCAUAGCCGAGUAAGAUUGUCUUCCAUGAACGUGGUCUUAACAGUGAGUCCGUAAGUGACUGUGGAGGCCAAUCCUGGAUUCACACAUCCACAGUGGGGGCAUAGGUUUCUGGGUGGGAAUUGAGCAUGGUGAGGGUUUGCAAAACGUGUCUUCCUCUUAGCUCGUUUCUUCUUUUCAUCCUGAGUUCCAGCGUCUUUGAAGUCCAUGACAGCAGCUGCCCAGCCACUGAAGUAGGGCUCUUCCCCAUUAUGUCCCUUUCAGAGUUCUAACAUGGGGCAAAGUUCUCUCCCUGCACCCCCCUCCCAUAUUUUUUUCUGGUUCCAUUGUUGUAAUCUAUGCAUGGCUUUCAUGCUUUUUCCUAGACUGAAGUUCUACACUGGUGCACAAAAUGUGUAAUAUACCAGUAGCCCAUCUCUGGUUGCUUAUGUUUGACCAGGUGUGAUUCUCUCCAAUCCCUUCUCCAGUUCCCUUGUGCUACAGCACUGAAGGUGGUAAUUUUAUUUCCAGUUCCUUUGGGGGCAGUUCCUGGCUCCCUAAUCACAAAUCCUUAUUUAUAUUACUGACUGCAGUCCUAUCUGUAUCUGUUCAGAAGUAAGCUCCAUCCAGCAGGACUUAUUUUCUAGCUGAGUGCGUAGGGUUGUAGUCUUGAGUUACAUUUCCACCUCCCUUUUAACAGGUCUGGUGUGGCUCUCUUGGAAUUAGUAGGCAAAGAGCUUGCUAGGUUUAUUGACACAACUUCUAAACCCACCCACCUCUGCUUCAUAGCUGGUGCAAGACCCAGUUGGGCCAUGCUGAUUGUCUCUUGUUCUGUUUGUAGACCGACCAGACAAGAUCAUGGCAACUCAGAGUUCCACGUCACUGCAGGAUUUGAUUCGGGAAGAUUUUUUGACUUGCAAAAUCUGCUAUGACCUGUAUGUGGUGCCCAAAAUCUUGCCAUGUCUGCAUACCUACUGCCAAAAAUGCCUAGAGCCCUUGGUAGAAAAUGGGACCAUACAUUGUCCUGAGUGCCGUCUGCAGUCGGAAGUUCCUGGAGGUUCUGUGGGGCUGAAGACCAAUUUCUUCAUUAAUGGCCUCUUGGAACUGUUCCAGAUGAAGCACAACAAGGACCUAGAGUGCACAGUCUGCUCUAGUGCUCAGAAAGUUGUGGCUGCCACUGCCCAUUGCCUGGAUUGCAAGGAUUUCUUGUGUCAAAUAUGUUCCCAGGGCCACUGCUGCUCCCGCCUCACUCUGCACCAUAAGGUGGUGAACCUGGAAGAGUUCCUUGCUGGGCAUUAUGACACUGAGGUAAGAUUCUUACAGGAACUGUGGUGCCAAGAUCACCCGCAGGAGGCGCUCCGUUUCUUCUGUGAUACCUGCAGCAUGUCCAUCUGCAGGGAUUGUCGCAUGCUGGACCAUUUCCAGCACAAAGUGGUGUCCAUGUCCAGUGCAGUCCAGCGGAAACGACCUUCUGUAGAGCAGUUGAUCAAGAGCUUGCAGGGAACAAUUACCUGCAUCUCUGAACAAGAGAAAGCUGUGGAGGAGGCAAUGGACAAACUAAAAGUAGAGAGCGAACAUGUCAAGGAGAAGAUCUGCAAGUAUGUGGAAGAUAUCACUACUUACAUCUUUGCCCAGAAGGACUGUGCUUUGGCAAAACUGAAUGCCUUCCUAACAGAGCAGCUGGAGCAUUUUUGUUUAGCACGGAAGGAGCUACAGAGUCAGAAGGACAAAGCAAUGAACACUCAAGAGUUUUCUCAGCGUAUUCUAUGUGUUGGGAAGGACUCUGAGAUCCUUCACCUGGAAGGAAUGAUCAGGACUAGAGUUGAGGAGCUUCAGGCACACAGACUGCCACAACUCCAAAGUCAGAUUCCAGAAUUAACCAUUGCCUGGGAUGAACCCCAGCAACUCUCUGAAGCAUCGAUUUUCAGUCUUGUCUUUCCUGGGGAGCAACCCACAAGAAAUGCGCAGCCGUUGGAGCUGGGCAGUGAGUCACUGACGUCUCUGGGCGAGGAGAGUGGGGAGGUUACGGGCACUCCUUCUGAUUCAGAUGAAGACUCCUUCACAAGUGAAUCUGACUCCCACUUUAAAAGCUCUUUUUCCUCCACUGGCUGGAGCAGAAGAGCAGGGUAUGCUUUCAGCUUUCAGCUAGAUCCAUCCCUCACCAAACAAAAGCCUAAUAUCACUGGGAUUGCUGUCGUGCCUCACAGUGGUCAAGUCGUCCUUUUGGAUCAGGCAAAUGCUGAGAUAAAGCAAUAUAGCGCCUGUGGCCACUUUGAGGGGGUGAUUCCUUUGCCUGCAUCUAAUUCUGUCUUCUGUGGCAUCUCUGUGUGUGGAAAAAUCCUGGCCUGUUCCUCAGAGACUCAUCUUUUUUUCCUGAAUCUUGAUGGAUUAUUCCUGCGUAAACUGCAGCUGAGGGGCUCUGAAUCGUCCUAUCCCCUUGCCUCAUAUGGAGACUCUUAUGUGGCUGUUAGUGAAGGAACUCUCUGUUCCAUCUCAUUGUAUAGCCCAUCUGGGGCAUGUGUUGGUAGAGUCCAGCCAGACAACUAUCAUGGGGGGAAAUUCCUGUUCAUUGCUGUAAAUAGCUGGGAGGAGUUUGUUGUCUCAGACUUCAUUAAGAAACAAAUUGUGGUCAUGGAGAAGUCUGGGGUUGUUCUGAAUGUGCUUAACCCCUCAACUUCACUGCUGGCCAAGCCAUUCAGCAUCUGUGUUGAUGAAGACAGGAACAUUUUUGUGAUUGAUCAGUUCAAAGUGAUACAGUUCUCGCCAUAUGAUAAUACUGGGAAGGUUGUGUUCAGUGGCCAGUGUAAGAUGGGAAGACCCAGAGUCCUGGCCAUUGAUAGUAAUAACCUCAUUUUAGUGAGGGAAGAUGGAAACACUCAUGUCUUUUACCUAUACGGUAGUUUGCUAUAGCUCAUUAGAGUAUGAAUCAAGUGCCUAAUUCUGAAAUUCUGAGCAUCUUUCUGGAAACUGAGCAUCUUUCUGGAGACUGGCACUAUUGUGUUAACUAGAUAUUGAGAUGGGCUUCAGCCUUUACUAGACCCGAGAUCAGACCCUGGGUAAGAAAUACUGUUACACUCAGAUGAAUAUGCAUUGCUGAAGUCUUCUUGCUAUUGUUAGAGCCUGACUUGAGAAUAACGGCAGUAGAUCAAGAUCUUACAUGUACCUUUAAACCAUGCAUUACAUUCACACAAUUACUAUGAUCUUGUCUUUGUUCAGACCUCUGGAGUCUGCUGCUUCAAUGCAGAUCUCAGUCGAAGGACCCAUGAGAACAGGUGGCCAGACUUUUAUUUGGAACUGACAUUCCUACCUUCUCUGACAUUGUGGUCAUGGCAAAUUUUGUAGAUGCAUCAGCAGGCUUGGUCCUUCAUUCAAUGAGCAAUAGACCAGCUAUUCCUUUUUUAAUCUGAUAAUUCAAAUUCAGGCAUCAGGGUUAGUGCUGAGGAGGUCUCGGUCCUACCAUUAUAUUUACAAAGACUAGGCUUAUAACAUUCCACUUCCUUCACCUGCUGCUGUGUGGACCAGGAACUAUUGUGCCUUGCCAUCAGAUUGAAUUUUUUGGAGAAGGGGCAAUGUGAACAAGCAACGUAGCUUCUAGUGUAAUUUUAACAGAAACAUGCAUUCAGUGUGUGAUUUGUGGAAAUGUGGAUGUGUUUUCACAUACUUCUUCUCACAAGCAUUUAAUGCGCUUGCUAAUCCCUGAGUACUCAUGGAAUUGUAGAAAUUCAAUAAUUCUCCUUGCAUACAUGUUCCUUACUCAAUGCCUACUAAAUAUGCUGUCUUUGCUAGGGCUUGACAACUGUCACUGGCUCCAUAAGCAAACGUGGAGGUGCUGAGACCAGGAAUAUUGUAUUCCAAGCUUUUUAUGGGCACACAGCUCAAGGCCCAUGUCUUAAGAUCCAUGCAGAUGUCACCUAUGAAUGGCUAUAUGCACAUUUAGUUGGCACCAAGAUCCGUAGUUGGUGAGCUACUGUCUAAUCUUCCUGCUGUUCAUUUUGGUAGUAAAGUAGUCAUCCAGUUCCCUGACUUUCCACAUUCAUGCCCAAGGAUGCACAAAUGACUAGUCUUGAAGAUGCACUUGAAGAUGUAGAGCCCAAUAUCACCUUCUGCAGGCACACAUACUGGAAGGUGGCCUUUCUGCUGUCUUUUAACACAAGGCCAAGAUUGUUCCUACAGAUCAUUCCCUUUUUGACCAAGCUGUGCUGUAGAUUUCCUCUGAUAGCUCUGUGCUUGGGAAAGUUGACUAGACAUGUAUUUUAUGGGGAAAGAAGACCAAAACCUAAAGAGUAAAGGGAUCAUAUGCUGCCUGCAAAUCUAGUUCCUGUUACAUCUAGUUAUCCUCUGAUUAAACAGGAAGGAAUUUUAUCAGCCUCAACAUCCUGCACCUAUGCUAGGCCCCUGAGCCUCCCUGCGCUCCAUUAGUUUUACAGAUACUAUGGCAUUGUUCAAAGAGCAGUGGCCCAGAGUGCUUCAAAGCUGUUGCAGUCACCAACUGGGCUUCUUGCCUUUGUCUUUUGGAGUUGUUGUAGCUUGACUUCCUUCCUCUCUUCUUCUGUGCCCUCCCCUUUCCUGGAGCAAGGUUGGGGAACCUGUGGUCCUGCAGAGGUUGUUUGGACUCCAACUCCCAUCUGCCCCAGUUAGCAUGACCAAUGGUCAGGGAUGUUUGGCGUAUCCAUCCAACAGCAUCUGGAGAGCCACAGGUUCCCCAUCCAUGUUCUAAGAAAUGGGUAACUGUUGAAGGUAUGAAGAGGAGUGCAGGUACCUCUCUGCUGAAUGCCAUCAUGCCUCAUGAGUAGCCAGGGUCAAGGGUACCCCAUUGUGCAUUACUUCGUUCUUAAGGAGCUGUUAACAUUUCUUCAGUAUAUGCUUUUGAUAUUAAUAAAAUUGAUUAAAUAGCCAUUUUGUUGUACAAUCUCAAGCCAUGUGACUUGGAGCUGGUUUGUAGACAGUAGAAAAGUGCAAGUCUCAAGUUGCCUACUAACUUUUCACAAAGAGAGACACUGUGUGCAUCUUUUUGCAUAUUACUCAGAAGUAAGUCACAGUAAGAUUGCUUCUAAGUAAGCAUAGAUGUUUUUGCCAUGUUGGAAAAAUCUUGAAGGAUAUAUUGUGGCAUAUAUUUUACUGAGUUUUUGCAGUAGAUCCACAGCCUUAUAUCAAAGCCAUGCCUAAUCCUUGGAGCAUGAAAAAGUGUUGUGUCCUUGGCUUUCACCUUACUUUGUGCGAUAUAAAGAACGGGAAUAUGACUUUGAAGCCUUGGACUUGUGGGCUUUUACCUUAAGGUUUAAUCACAGAUGGUUUCUUUGAGGACAUGUGAACACAACUUAGAUGGCACUUAUAGUCUGGGGGCUGGUAGGGCAGGGGUCAUGGGAACAUGGUCUGCUUGGGAUGCCAACAUAUUAUUCACUAAGGUAUCCUAAAGAAAUCUGCUAUGAUAGCACCUGGACCUGAAUAAUAGGUGCACUUUUAAGUUUGGGCCUUGAACCAGUUUGGUGAAUAACUGCAUGUAGCCCACACGCCUAGCAACAAACCCACUACAAUUUCUACACUUUAUUUCACAUUGGUUUUCAGUGCACACAUGAUCAAAUGAGAUUUAAAAGGGGGAGGGAGACUGACCCAAGCAUCAUCAUUAUUCCCUAGAUACAGCACUGGGGGAGCUGACAGAGGCAUUAAUAAAUGAGACAAAUGUAUCCUGCUGCAUCGUACUGCAGUAGAAUAAUAAUAAAGGACUGCUUGAGACUUGUAUGAGUUAAAUCUCUUGCAGCUCAUUUCCUCUGUAGGUGACCCCACUACCACCAUAACAUUUCACAUAUCUCAUUUCCUUACAUCUCCUGUAAAAGAAACUUGAGAUUUUGUAUUUGGAUUGGAAAAGGAAACAUUAAGUUGUUCCUAAUUUGUAUUAUUUACUGUUGAGUGCACAAUCUGGAGUUGCUUUGUACAGAAUACCUAGAUUCACCAAUUUGCAUACUGAUGGCAUACAGUUGUGUGGUUUGUAUUUGGUAUAAGGGCAAAUUGUGAAGGUGUAGCCUUCUGCCUUGCUGUAGUAUAUCAUGGGAGACAUUGCCAUGCUUCUGCUUCUAUUGUAAGCCUUUCAGUGAUCCUGGCCCUUUAAAAAAAUUAUAUCAGCUGUUGCAAAUACUGCCCUUGCUCUGCCUGUUGAGCAUCAACUCAUUCAGGGCAGAGGCUGUGGAUUCUGGGCUCCUUUAUAAAUCAGGGCUUGGGGCUCACCUCAAGUUAAGAAUUGAUUCAAGCUAAAGAGAUAUGGUUACACUAGUGUGGGGAAACUCAGUUGGGCACAAUUGUGGUCACAAAAUAAAUUGUACCCACUGAUUUUUUGUAUCCACAUGUGAGUCUACUUCAAGACCUUUUGGGAAGGUGCUCUAGAUAGAAACUGACAGACAGAGCAAGCCUACUUGGCUGUUAACUUUGAUAAUUUCCCUUACAGAGAGGUCUCCUGAGUAAGCAAAGUAGUUAUUAAUUCCUCAUACUCUAUGAACUAAGUCCCCCAAUGCCAGCUGUAUUCGCCACUCAUACAUUGAUGCUCAUCUUGUAUACAUGCACACAUUCCUGGUAUCAAUUUCCAUGGUCUUGUUUCUAAUCCUGAGUACGCAGGAGCAUUCAAGCAAGGAAAUGUCACUCCCAUCCAUGUAUCCUGCUGGGUACUAAGUGUGUGUGUGCGUGCCUGCCACUGUCUUCACUGUUCUGGCGAGGACAAUAAAACUGUUAGGAUAUAUGCUCCAUGCAGCUUAGUUAUCCCUCAGCCUCCAUGUAACUAUCCAUUCAAAACAGAACUGUAUGCAUUCCAUGAUAAUGACAAUCACAUCACACAAAAACAAGGUUUGGGCACCAAAUUCCAUUUCCGUAUAAUUGCAUCAUUCAUUUUUGUAAAAGUAAGUAGACCUUGGGGCUGCAAAGAUAAACAUUAAGAGGUUGGGGAAAUCAAUAUAAAUUAUUUUUUAAAAAAGAAAAAGGUUUGGGUAAUGCCUGGUGCCACUUCAGAAAUGUUGGGGAAACUAAUUAGUGAAACGAACAUUUGUGUGUGAGAGAAACACUCUAUCCAAAUUGAACAGCCUCUAGUACCAUUUUCACUGUUGUGCUAGAAAAGCCCUUCUUUGGAACGUCGACUAUUUCCACACCUUUAUCUCCCAGCACUCAGUAGCGAAAACAUCCUUAUGUGUUGUGGUCUCUGGCCAACAAGCCCAGGCCGCUAUCUUGGCAGCACAGCUCUGCAGCAGAAAUUCCGGCACAUUGCUGAGUGCAGCACAGGAAGACGCAUCUGGGCCAGGCUGGUUGUCGUAAAGUGCAAAUGCCAGUCCAAGAUUGAGAGUUCAACCCUGCGGUCAAAGGCGGCGGCAGCCACUAGGCGUUUACUUGAGGGUUAAAUGAGAUUUGCUGUGCUAGAGGUAGGAGCGAGCCGCCGGUCGGCUGAGAUGCGUCCCGAGAUGGUGAAGAGGGUGCUGUUGUCCCCAGCGUCCCGGUUCGGAGGCACAGCUGAGCAGCAAGAAGUCCACAUCAAAUAGAGCAGCAGGCUGAGCAGGAUGAUCGCUCCAGAGGCUGUGAGCACAAUGCCACUGACAAACAUGCUGGCAAGGGGGCGUUGGGCAGUUGGGUUGCUGCCAACGCUGGUGGUGGAAAGCACAGUGAGGACUGUGCCACACACCAGCAGCACCAGGGAUGUCACGAGCAACACCGCACAGUCCGAGGCACCGCCGCUCUUCAGUAGCGCAACUUGCUCUCGGCUGCGAAUGCAAUUCAUGUCCUGGAUGGCCGAGCUCAGCAGCUGCUUCAGUAAGACCAAGAGCGCCAGUAGGCAGAGUGUUGUGCCCACUGCCAGCCUCCAUUCCCCAGAGCGGCUGCUUGUACUAUAGAGCAGUGCAAUGCCACCUACCCCACAGGCAAGGAUCAGAGCCACAGCUACCCCAUAGCAGACAAAUGACUUUCUGGGCUCCUGGAACCACCAUAGCUCCACAUGUUCCUCCAGGAUAUUCCUCUGGAUCCGGCUGGCGUUGGCUGGGGGUCUGGGCACACCCAGCGGCUCUAAUUCAGGCAUGCUGGACACUGGAUUGGCUCCUACAUAAAGGUGGGUCCUGCAGAUGGAGCUGCCGCUUCAGCUGGCAAGCCUGGAUGGGUGUGACAUUUCCCAGCAGGAGAGGGCAGCACCCUUCACUUUUUCUUCCUAUGUGAGGGAGCAGUGCCAGAGCCAAAAGCCUGCAGCUGGCGUAUUACUGUAUGCUGUCAGAAGUGCAGCACAGGAGAAAUGUAGGACUCCUCGCUCUUGAAGCCAAAAGUGAAAAGCUGGUUCAGCCUUGUAGCUCAUUUGCUUCCAAGCUCACGGGGAUCCUGGCACAUAUCUG
Podarcis lilfordi (Lilford's wall lizard) is the source of this 9016-nucleotide messenger RNA. NCBI's taxonomy places the organism in Eukaryota, Metazoa, Chordata, Lepidosauria, Squamata, Lacertidae. The record is from the annotation of a GenBank genome assembly.